AUGUAUGACCGUUUGUGUCCGCUAGCAUUGACAGUUAAUCUUCGUGCCAAGAUGGGCAGGCUGACGCCGGAACAAAAGAGAUUCUACAAGGAAAAUGGAUAUAUACUCAUCAAGAAUCCAUUUAAAGAAGAAGAACUCAACAGGUUAAGUGAAGAGUAUGACAAUUUGUUCAGACGGAAAAAUGAAUCAAAAACAGAGAGCUCGUGGGUGGGUAGCGACGAAAACCAUAGAGAAGUCGGCAGUCCGUACACUGUUAAAGGAAUUCAUAAUGUACAAAUGCAUCACGCUGUGUUAGCCAAGCUGUUAUUCCACGACGAGAUAUUGGACGCACUCGAAGACAUAAUGGAAACCGAAAAUAUCAUUCUUCACCACACGAAGGCGCACUAUAAGCCACCGGAGAAGGGAGCUUCCUACCCAAUGCACCAGGAUUAUCAAUACUUCCCUUACAAAAACGACUCCAUGGUCGCCGCUUUCAUCAACUUCGACGAUUCCGGUCCAGAAAACGGCGGGCUAUUCGUUUAUCCUGGCUCACACAAAUUGGGACCCCUGGACGACGUCGGCGCACGGGAGACUAAGCAGUUCCACUAUGUAGAUCAGAACAAGUUCCCCAUCGAAAAAGCCACACCGGUGAUCGCUAAGCGAGGUGACGUCGUCAUCUUCUCGUAUCUCCUAGUUCACGGCAGCACCCCCAACUUCUCCAAGAGGCCGAGACGGAUGCUGCUCAUCCAGUACGCAGAUGCCCACGAUGAGCCUGCCGGUGGCGAACGCAGCCAGCCCUGCCGUGGCUUACUGCUCAGGGGUGUCAACUUGAACAGAGACGCUACACAGGCAAACCGCCACAAGGAA
Molecule: messenger RNA, 846 nt
Organism: Iphiclides podalirius (scarce swallowtail)
Lineage: Eukaryota; Metazoa; Arthropoda; Insecta; Lepidoptera; Papilionidae
Source: the annotation of a GenBank genome assembly